CGACGGGCUGAAGUGCGUCACCGAGAGAUUAUUUCGUUCGUUGAAACUUUCAAACGGUCGGAGUUGGAAUUUCAACAAGGUGUAGAAAAGUUUCGAUUUGUUCGUCGUCUGUUUGCUUUGGAUCCGUGUUCGUAUCCGCAUACCAACUGACUCGUGAGUCGGGUUUUUGGUGAUUCUCAGGACGAACGGUUCGGAAGUGGAAGUGAAAGAUACAAUAGUGGAGCUGUCGGAUAGGCAGACAGGGGAAGCAGGAGCGGUUACCCAACGUGUGAGGUGCACACAUUUGCCGGAUGCUGACGACAGUGCUGCAGCGAAGGAAUUUUUAUUCGGCGAAGAUGCAAUGUUUUGAAAAUUGAACUUGUUCUAUAGUGAAAAGAAUUUGGUGCAGGAAUUUCACGAGCGACUGUUCCGUCUGUGCGAAUAAAUGGGAUAACUUUCAUCGCUCGGAGGAUACUUGUGCUCAAGAAGAGAAUGUUCUGCGCUCAUCGUGUGUAGUGCUUCCAGGCAGCAAUAAUAUUUUUCCCGGUUAAGAAAGUGCAAUUGAAAUUUAAACCCAUCAGCUGGGCUCAGUGCGUUUGUGUGUGUGUGUGUGUGGAAUAAGGAUUAUUCUGAUAAAAUAUCACAUUCUAUCUCUGUGCUAACUAUUCGUACAUCUGUGCAAUAUAAUAAUCGGUAGUUUAAAGUUGUAUAAUUCCUACUCAGCAUCAUUAGGCAUAACCAUAACCGUAAUAAUUAUCCCUACCAAUACCCAACACGUUAUUGUGACACACGUGUAUCGUGAUAUAAUUGUGAAGCUACAAAAUAAUCAAAUGAAGCUACAAAAUAAUCAAAAUAAGAGUGAAAUUGUAAUUGUUUUCUGAGAAUAGAGUACAUAACAAAAAUUCGUCAGUGUGUAAGCAAUAAAAACGGUGAAAUUUGUGUGUCGCCCAAUUAAAGCUGCGCGAUGGAGGAAAGCUAAAUGUGCUCCGGCGAAGUUCGUGGUGCAUCAAUAGACCCAGCGACAGCGCUAACGACAGAUACGUAAUCGGUGCCGUUCACACGAUUCCGUGGCAGGACACGCUCAUUAAUCAUCUUGGAACAUUUUCGCAAGCGGUGAUCCGACAAAAGCCGCCGACAGCAUGUCAGAUCAGCACCAGCAGCCACCGAUAACGGUCCCUCCCAAGCGUUGUCAUGAGCACCCGGUCCAGGUUGCGGCGGCCCUGCUCGGCAACCUCCACGGAUCGGAGUCCUGCAAAAACUCCCCGAACGUUCCCCGCCGGCUGGAGCCACAUCAUCACAACAUUCUCGAAAGUGGCAGUCAAAGUGCGCAAAACUCGCCGCUUCCACACAGGCGGCUGGACAAAUUACAGGGUGUAAUUCGAGACAAAAGCUCACCUUUAUGUGGACGCCGUGGGCCACCGGAAGAGGUGGACUUCACCGACUCGCCCAUCGUACUGCGAAAGUUCACUCAUGUGCAAGACUGUGCUUGUGCCCAAAAGUUUCGUCCCGCAGAGAGUUCCACGGUUCCUGGUUUCGUGCAUCGAAUCGAGAGUGAGUUUUCCAGAAACCCCUCUUCCUCGCCCAUGUUGGGCAUGCGGAAGCGGGUCGAAUCAGACUGCAGCUGCAUGCGAAAGAAUAUCAUCCGAAAUCAGUUCAGUGCCAGUGUAAUGAAGAGUGAGUGCGGGGCGUCGGCGGCGGACAGUGGGGCAAGUUCCUGUGAAAAUACACCGCUGCUGCGGCGAAAGGAACCAUUCCUGCCGGGUUCGCCGGCCAAAGGCAUCCUCGGAGAGCCUGGCGUUUUCAGUUCACCGAUGCACAGUAAAUCACCGCUGGAUCACGCAAGUUUUGCUGGGUUUGCAAGUCCGGCCAAAAGUGUACUGGGGGAACCGGGUGUGUUUAGCUCGCCGGCGCGAAGUGUUUGCAGUCCCACUGCGGAAGAUGGCGAUGAUUGUGCCGAUGUACUUGCGAACGAUCAGACCAUUGUUUCCGGAUGGCUCAAGUUCCGGGACAACAAGAAGUGGAAAAUACGAUGGGGAGUAGUAACAAAGUUAUCGCCAGCAGCAGCAAGUCUAGAAGCAAAGCCGGUCAUACUCAUGGUGCUGGCGUGA
Toxorhynchites rutilus septentrionalis is the source of this 2087-nucleotide messenger RNA. RefSeq lists its product as uncharacterized. Lineage: Eukaryota; Metazoa; Arthropoda; Insecta; Diptera; Culicidae. The transcript is spliced from 4 exons. Bases 1119 to 2087 code for a protein of 322 amino acids. The record is from RefSeq and is a predicted model, not a curated record.